Jaculus jaculus (lesser Egyptian jerboa) is the source of this 300-nucleotide messenger RNA. RefSeq names its product late cornified envelope protein 2D-like. The record is from RefSeq and is a predicted model, not a curated record. The transcript has a single exon. NCBI's taxonomy places the organism in Eukaryota, Metazoa, Chordata, Mammalia, Rodentia, Dipodidae. Gene Ontology annotation, biological process: epidermis development. The coding region runs from base 1 to 300 and encodes 99 amino acids.
AUGUCCUACCAGCAAAGCCAGCAAGAAUGCCAGGUCCCUGCCAAGUGCCUGCCCAAAUGCCCACCCACGUGCCCCCCUCAGGCCCCUGGGGCUCCCGCUUGCUGCCCCGCGCCGCGCACCGCCCCAGCCCGCUCCUGCCGCCUUCCCACCUGCUGCCUUUCUGGCCUGGGGAACGGCUGCUGCCUAGUGUCUUACCGGCUUCCUCGGUUCUCCCUGCCCCGGCCCCGGCCUUCCCACCGCUGUGAGAUCGGGUCCUCGGGAUGUCCCGGCUGUUGCCACGGCUCCACGGGUGGCCACUGA